Messenger RNA from Mangifera indica (mango), 770 nucleotides. Its product is annotated as cold-regulated 413 inner membrane protein 2, chloroplastic-like. The transcript has 4 exons. The coding region runs from base 236 to 589 and encodes 117 amino acids. Lineage: Eukaryota; Viridiplantae; Streptophyta; Magnoliopsida; Sapindales; Anacardiaceae. The record is from RefSeq and is a predicted model, not a curated record. Gene Ontology annotation, cellular component: membrane.
UCGUACGCUUAAUAAGGACUUUAAAUUGACGGUAAGAGAUUCACUUGAAAAACAGUCUGUCAUUGCUCCCGCCGGUUAUAUCGGUACAAUACAGUCUCUACACUUGAAUCCUACCCGGUAUCUCUCGGCGGCAAAAAACGACACCGUACAAAACAACAUCAUCAUCACUAAGACGACGAGGCUGCUGUCUCUUUCCGAUAGAUAUUCGGUUGAUUAUAGAGAAACGGCGGUCGUUAUGGGGAAGAAGAGAAGAGGAUUGACUGUGGUUUGUUACGCUGUACCUCUAACGGCUCGUAAUCUUCAAUGGAUCUUCACCGUUUCUUUAGCGGUUUUGAUGCUUACGAAAGGCACUGCUAUUCAGAAAUCGUUUCUUGUUCCAUUAUUUGCUCUACAAGCACCAGUAAAUAUCAUCUCUUGGAUCAAGGGAACACAACAAGGUGCAAUUAUUUCCUUGCUGAUUGCAGGAUAUCUCGCGUCCCAACAUUUUUCACGGGCAGGAAGCUUUCAAAAAGCCUUUGACCAAGGCUCAGUUGUUGCCACCUUAGCCAUCAUUUGUAUCAUAGUUGUCUCAUGCUUUUUCUUGAUCUGAAUUCUUAUAAAAUCAUAGACUUAUUCUGUCAAUCAUCUGUAGAUUACUUUGUCCAUUUAAAGGGUUACUUAAAUGAGUGAUCUGUUUAAACUGCCGUUAGUUGUUGGAUUGUAUUCAACUGUCGGGUCAAUCUAGUCAAAUUGUUAUGCAUGUUUGGAGAUUCAAACAUGAGAUUUUACAA